UCCCAGCGGUCAGUUUAAUAGUUUAACUAAAGAGUGUGUCAGAUAGCCUAGGCUACUUUAGUUUGGAGAACGUUUGGAUCGGAACUGUCCACAAACGAUGGACUCGCUGUUGUAUUUAGCCGGCUUGGUCGUUCUGUUCCUGCUGUGGAUCAAAGUCAAAGGUCUAGAUUACGUGAUCGUUCACCAGCGGUGGAUCUUUGUGUGUUUGUUUCUGCUGCCGCUCUCCGUUAUAUUUGAUGUGUAUUAUUAUGUGCGGGCAUGGCUCAUUUUCAAGAUGUGCUCUGCGCCCAAACUGCACGACCAGCGCGUGCGGGACAUCCAGCGACAGGUGCGUGAGUGGAGGAAGGACGGCAGUAAGACCUACAUGUGUACGGGUCGGCCCGGCUGGCUCACCGUAUCUCUCAGAGUGGGGAAAUACAAGAAAACCCACAAGAACAUCAUGAUCAACAUGAUGGACAUUCUGGAGGUGGACACAAAGAAGCAGGUGGUGAGAGUAGAACCGCUGGCCAACAUGGGUCAAGUGACCGCUCUCCUCACCUCUAUUGGCUGGACACUGCCUGUGCUGCCCGAGCUCGAUGACCUCACUGUGGGUGGUUUGGUGAUGGGUACAGGCAUUGAGUCAUCCUCUCACAUUCACGGGCUGUUUCAGCACAUCUGUGUCGCAUUUGAACUGGUUCUAGCUGAUGGCAGCUUAGUACGCUGCACUGAGGAGGAGAACCCGGACCUGUUCCACGCCGUCCCGUGGUCCUGUGGAACGCUGGGGUUCCUGGUCGCAGCGGAGAUUAAAAUAAUCCCAGCUAAACCCUGGGUGAAGCUGCGCUAUGAGCCGGUCAGAGGGCUGGAGAACAUCUGUAAACGGUUCACUGAAGCAUCGGAGGACAAGCGGAACUCGUUUGUAGAGGGCCUCCAGUACAGUCGGGACACCGCCGUCAUCAUGACGGGAAUGAUGACUGACCACGCCGAGCCGGAUAAGGUCAACAGAAUCGGCCUGCACUUCAAACCAUGGUUCUUUAAACACGUGGAGGGCUACCUGAAGGGCGACUACGCAGGAGUUGAAUACAUCCCUCUAAGACAGUACUAUCACAGACAUACACGCAGCAUCUUCUGGGAGCUUCAGGAUAUUAUUCCUUUCGGCAACAACCCAAUAUUCCGUUGGCUUUUUGGAUGGAUGGUUCCUCCGAAGAUCUCACUGUUGAAGCUCACCCAGGGAGAGACCAUCAGACGGCUUUAUGAACAGCACCACGUGGUCCAGGACAUGCUGGUACCCAUGAAGAAUCUGCAGGAUGCCAUCACGCGCUUCCACCAGGACAUUGACGUCUAUCCUCUGUGGCUGUGUCCAUUCCUUUUGCCACCAGGCAGAGGGAUGGUCCACCCCAAAGGUCAAGAGGAAGAGUUGUAUGUGGAUAUUGGGGCUUAUGGAGAGCCCAAAGUCAAACACUUUGAAGCUAAAGCAUCAACGCGUCAGCUGGAGAAGUUUGUUAGAGAUGUGCAUGGGUUCCAGAUGCUAUAUGCAGAUGUGUACAUGAACCGAGAGGAGUUUUGGGAGAUGUUUGACGGACAGCUGUAUCACAGACUGAGAGAUGAACUAGGCUGUAAGGAGGCCUUCCCAGAGGUUUACGACAAAAUCUGUAAAUCUGCCCGACACUGAACCCCAUCACUGGUACCUGACCUCGCCCCGAGUCACAGACACACUCAGGCUCUGACUGCAAGUCAUGUUUGCCGGCAGCUUCUGGUUUGGGGAUGUUUCAACAAAAACAAAAAACUGGUGUGGCAACUAAACUGUCUUAAGAGGCCCUUCUAUCAAUGUGAGGCAAGAGCACCAGUGUUGUUAUACUUUUGAGUAUGAUGAAUGUAUUUUAUUUUGCCCUUUUCUGUACACCUACAGCUUGUUUCAACAUGCAUGUUCUGAUUCCAUGUGCUGCUUAACACCCUAUGUGUAACUUGUCCUUGUUGGGUACAUAUUGCACCAAAUAUUUUUCCCUUCUUUUUUUUCUUCUUUUUUUUAAAUGUGUAUGUUCGGCCUUAUCAUGACAGAACCUUUGCAUUUCUCUGUUCUACAUCUUUUAAUAACAGGUCAGCCUUACCUAGUGCCAUAGACUUUGAAAACAUGACUUCCUGAAUAGUGUCAUAUCCAUAUUUUAAAAUAUAUAGGCUACUUUUGUGAUAUGAAGAAAUCAAACAAACUAUAUUGUAAGCUACCUAUUUUGAUAUCAAAAUCCCUUAUCACCAGGACAGUGUGAU
Messenger RNA from Perca flavescens (yellow perch), 2241 nucleotides. RefSeq names its product 24-dehydrocholesterol reductase (gene dhcr24). The record is from RefSeq and is a predicted model, not a curated record. Gene Ontology annotation, molecular function: Delta24(24-1) sterol reductase activity; FAD binding. NCBI's taxonomy places the organism in Eukaryota, Metazoa, Chordata, Actinopteri, Perciformes, Percidae. The transcript has 9 exons. The coding region runs from base 98 to 1648 and encodes 516 amino acids. Gene Ontology annotation, biological process: steroid metabolic process. Gene Ontology annotation, cellular component: membrane; cytoplasm.